CAUAACUAUAACAAGAACAGCGCGGUUAUUUUGCAUCCAGAAGUUCUAGAAGCACGAAGUGAUUCUAAUCGUUUUAUACACGUGUAAGAUUCAAGUUCAAGAUGCCUGUACCAAGUCUCCAAAAACCAGCUCCAGUAUUCAAGGGCCCUGCUGUUGUCGAUGGGUUAUUCAAAGACAUUAGUUUGGCAGAUUACAAAGGUCAGUACGUGGUACUGUUUUUCUACCCACUGGAUUUCACCUUUGUGUGUCCAACUGAAAUCAUCGCAUUUUCCGAUCGUUUCGAAGAAUUCAAGAAAAUCAAUACUGCCGUUGUGGGAUGUUCAACCGACAGUCAUUUCUCCCAUUUGGCAUGGGUAAAUACUCCCAGGAAACAAGGUGGUUUGGGACCAAUGAAAAUUCCUCUCUUGGCUGAUAAAUCCGGCAAGAUCUCAAGAGAUUACGGUGUCCUUGAUGAAGAAUCUGGUAUCCCGUUCAGAGGUCUCUUUAUCAUCGAUGGAAAAGGAACCCUGAGACAAAUCACAAUCAACGAUUUGCCAGUAGGAAGAAGUGUCGACGAGGCUUUGAGGUUGGUACAGGCUUUCCAAUUCACUGAUGAACAUGGUGAAGUUUGCCCAGCCGGGUGGACCCCAGGAAAAAAGACCAUGAAACCGGAUGUCAAGGAAUCUAAGAACUACUUCGCCGACAGUUAAAUUAGAAGUCUGAUAUUUAAUCUUUACAUUAUGUAUUUGUUUAUGUAUUGAAAAUAGUGAUUUUCAUUCGUUUAUUUAGUUGUUAAAAAAAUUCUCAAUAAACCAUUUAUUUUUUA
Harmonia axyridis is the source of this 805-nucleotide messenger RNA. Its product is annotated as peroxiredoxin 1-like. The transcript has a single exon. The record is from RefSeq and is a predicted model, not a curated record. Gene Ontology annotation, cellular component: cytosol. NCBI's taxonomy places the organism in Eukaryota, Metazoa, Arthropoda, Insecta, Coleoptera, Coccinellidae. The coding region runs from base 102 to 689 and encodes 195 amino acids. Gene Ontology annotation, biological process: removal of superoxide radicals; cell redox homeostasis; response to oxidative stress. Gene Ontology annotation, molecular function: thioredoxin peroxidase activity.